Messenger RNA from Varanus komodoensis (Komodo dragon), 2298 nucleotides. Its product is annotated as putative bifunctional UDP-N-acetylglucosamine transferase and deubiquitinase ALG13. The record is from RefSeq and is a predicted model, not a curated record. Gene Ontology annotation, biological process: protein deubiquitination. Bases 1 to 2298 code for a protein of 765 amino acids. The transcript is spliced from 24 exons. Gene Ontology annotation, molecular function: cysteine-type deubiquitinase activity. Lineage: Eukaryota; Metazoa; Chordata; Lepidosauria; Squamata; Varanidae.
AUGCAGCGGGGGUGGAAGAAGUACUUCGGCCAGAAGUCCGUCAGCGAGGUGACCAUGGACGAGUACCUGGGCAGCCUGGGCCUCUACCGCAAGCUCACGGCCAAGGACGCCACCUGCCUCUUUCGGGCCAUUUCCGAGCAGUAUGUGGAAGGAUCCUUCGAAAAAUAUCUGGAACGUCUUGGGGACCCCAAGGAAAGUGCUGGACAACUAGAAAUCAAUGUCCUUUCACUGAUCUACAACCGAGACUUCAUUCUUUAUCGGCAACCUGGAAAGCCACCUUCCUAUGCUACAGAGAACGGCUUUGAAGAUAAGCCUCCAGAGAAUCCAAAGAUGCCCUUUCCUUAUAAAGUAUUGAAAGCGCUGGACCCCGAGAUAUACCGGAACAUAGAGUUUGACGUUUGGCUGGACAGCAGAAAAGAACUCCAAAAAAUGGAUUAUUUGGUGUUUGCUGGAAGACAGUACUAUUUAGGAGACAAGUGCCAGGUGCGCCUCGAGACUGGGGGUAAAUACUACAAUGCUCACAUUCAAGAUGUUGGACAGGAUAAUUUGGUAACUGUCUUCAUUGAGGAGCUGGCAGAAAAGCAUGUUGUUCCACUGAUGAAUUUGAAGCCGGUGACACAAGUGACACCAGUCCCUGCAUGGAACGUGGUCCCCAGUCGAAAAGGAGGAAACUAUCAGAAGAUUGCAGACUGGCACUCAGGAGAUCUGGAUAUGGAUAUAAAGGCACGGAAGAAACUGCUUAAGAAAGUACGUGGAAAGGAAGUCUACAUGACCCAGGGGCACGUGGGCCCUUACGAGCAUUACCACCCUCAGAAUUCCCAGCGCCCCGGCAGGGGAUACGGGCUGUCCAGGGGAUCUGCCCGGUUUAUAAACAGAAACAACAUGGUUGGCCCUGAGAUAGCAUUCUACCCUGCUGCAGGGAAGAGGUGUUAUCAGAGCUAUGAUAACUUCUCCUAUAGAUCACGUUCAUACAGCCGCAGCCGCAGACAGAUGCAGUGUGUGAAUAAGGAGUGCCAGUACGGGUUUUCCCCUGAGAAUGGAGAAGAAUCUCGCGGCUUGGAAGAAACAAUCACUUUCUAUGAAAUUGAAGAAGGGGAUGAUACAACCUUCCCCGCUUUACCCAAUCAGGGCAACCAUCCUCCGAUGGUCCCUACCCCUGCAGGAUUUUGGGUAGCCAGGAGGGGCCCGAGUCCCAUCCCACCCAGCAAGCAAGAGCUGAAUUCCUCAGAAGAAGAAGCAGAUGAGCCAAGUGAUAAUGGGGAAUACCAUGAGGAUUAUCUCUAUACCCCUUCAGGUCAGUACAGUGGUGAUAUUUUCCAUAUACACAUUCAGGAUCCAGACUGUGAAACUCCGACUGUGUUUAACACAGCAGAAUCCACUGCAAACUUGUCUUUGCAGGAUGGGGGCCCAAGCUCUGUCUCUUCUCAAGAGGGAGUUGCUUCAUACAAUUACUCCCAGAAGGUGAUGGUGAAUUCUGCAGUGAUUUCCAGCUCUUCAGGGGUGAACAGUGCCCCGGCAGCCGUCUUCUGCUCCAGCUCAACAGCUGCCCCACAAGUCAGUGUCAGCCCGUCUGUGCCCCAGAACACGAUGCAGCCCAUCUUAGUCUCCCCUCCUGUGGGAAGGCCAGGUAAACAGGUUAGGAAGGUGAUAGAGGAAGAGGAAACAAAAGAUGAGGGCAAGGAGGGGUGGGUCCAUUUGUCUGUGUCAGUCAGUGACGCAGGGGACACUGGAAGUGCCGCUCCUUCCUAUUCCUAUGAUCCUAGCGGGAGUGACCUCCCGCGAGACCCAAAGAUUUUACAGUAUUACUUUAAUUUGGGUUUACAGUUCUACCACCAGAGCUGCUGGAACCCCAUGACGUACGUGCAGCAGGCAGGGCCCUCGCCCUACAUGGAGCCUUACCAGCCGUAUGCUGAGCCCGUCCCCGCGGUGGAUCCGUCGCUCCCCCCCGCCUAUGCUGAAGUCGGGAGGCACGACAUGCGCCCGGUCCCUGUGGAUGCCACCCAGAAUGGUGCUCUCUCCGUCGCAGAGCCGCCCUCGCCUUCCCACGGAACAGUUUUUUAUCCAGUAGUCACAGACCCCUACAGCCAGCCUCCUGUGCCUGGAUACGAUGCGUGCGUUUCCUUAGUGCCUGCCUACCACUAUGUUAGCCCUUGGUAUCCAGUAAGCCCACCCUUCGGGAAUGCUGCACGGGUCCACAAUGGCAUGAACCCUGGCCCCUUCCAUCAGGUCAGCUACGUCGCUUCCUCCAGCCCUGCGCCACACUUCAUCACGCAGAGUUUGCAGGCCAAGAAGGACUGA